Molecule: messenger RNA, 1850 nt
Organism: Saccostrea echinata
Lineage: Eukaryota; Metazoa; Mollusca; Bivalvia; Ostreida; Ostreidae
Exons: 7
Coding region: 151-1674 (507 amino acids)
Molecular function (GO): oxidoreductase activity, acting on paired donors, with incorporation or reduction of molecular oxygen; heme binding; monooxygenase activity
Source: RefSeq, a predicted model, not a curated record
UCAUGUAAAGUAUCAAGUGUUUAUCAAUAGCCUCGCAUCCAAAUAAUGUGAUAAUUCAGGAUCUUAGUAAUUUAUGCAUCCGGAGAGGACCAUGAUUUAUCAGAGGAGACAAGGAGUUCGAACAGGUCUAUAAAGAGAUCAAAAUCAAAUAUGGAGUAUGUUCCUGAAGACAGGUUUAUCAACGCAAUUCUUGUGAUCCUUACCAUUAGCCUUAUAAUCUAUGCAUCCAUACGUUUUCAAAAUAGAACUUUAAGUAAAAGGAUACCUGGACCGAGAGGAUGGCCAUGGAUUGGGUCUGCUUUUCAUCUCGGAUUGUCAAGCCUCCAUGUCAAACUAUCGGAAAUGCGAAAGAAAUAUGGAGACAUGUUUCAGAUUACCUUAUUUGGAAAAGAGAUUCUUGUUGUCUCUUCGUCUUCUCUGUGUAGAGAAUUAGGCCAGACUGAGCCCUACGCCACAUGGACGGCUAGCAGACCACACACAUUUGUUAGUAGGGUGGUUCUACGGAAUCGAACAGGGAUCAUAUUCACACCUGAUUAUGACUCGGAGUACAAAAAGAGAAGAAAAAUCGCAUAUGCUGUUCUAAGAGCUUAUGGACAAGGUCUUCAUAGGCUGGAAAACAGGAUCAAAGAACAACUGGACUACAUGAUUUGUGAUAUUAAAAAACUGUCAGGAAAAAUCGUAGAUCCAGUUAGUUUAGUUGAUGAUUUCAUAAUAGGCAAUGUGGAGCUAUUGUUGAUUGGGAAGCGGUGUGAAAAAGAUAGCGAAAUGCACCGAUUAUUGAAGACUUUUGACCAUGCAGCCAACGUUGCCGGUGAUCAGCGGCAUAACGCAAUAUACAACAUGUUUCCGUUCCUGAUCAACUUUAAAAGUGAGUUUUCUACUGAAUGUCAUAAGGUCAUGGACAUCUUACAGAAACUCACAAGUGUUCUGGAAAGUAACUUGCCGAACGAUAACUCCUGUUCAGAUGCGAUGUAUCCAGUUCUUAAAAAGACCAUAGCAACAGGGGAAAUCGACGAAAGCAGUGCAUCCUCAUUGAUGGGGGACAUGAUGGCAGCAGGUUAUCUGACAACUAGGGGAACGCUGUUGUCCAUGAUAAGGAUUUUACAGUGUAGGAAAGAUGUGCUACAAAGAAUGAGGGAUGAGAUUGAAAGAUUAAUGGGUGCCAAAAGCGGCAUUCCCACCUUAAAAGAUAGACCAAAGUUUCAUUACGUCGAAGCAUUUAUUUUGGAAACUCUUCGUUAUAUCUCCCAUGUUCCUAUAACUGUGCGUAGGAAUAGUGAAAGAUUGUCAAUUAGGGGAUAUGAUAUUCCAAAGGACACAAUGAUGAUAAUUAAUUUGUGGGACAUAAACCACACUGACGAAGAUACACCUACAUCGUUUGAUUUCAAUCCUGAUCGAUUCCUGGAUCCUGAGCAGCGGCUAUUGGCUGCCAACACUCCUGUGCGCAAGAGGUUUGCUGCAUUUGGACAUGGAAAACGAUCCUGUGUGGGAGAAAAUUUUGCUAGAAGCAGAAUCUUCCUUUUCAUAGUGACUCUAGUGAGCAAGUUCUCAAUUUCUGAUCCCUAUGAAAGAAAUCCUCAAUUAUUUCACCCCUUGGAGAUGAGCCCCGGUAUAGCUCUACAACCACCGAACUUCAAAUGCAUCUUUCACCCAUUAGACACAAAGUACGAAUGAAGAAACAUCCUAAGUAACUUGAAUUAUAUCGGAGUUUUUAUCUAUGUCAAACACUUUGAUGAAAGAAAAUGUUUUUAAGUGCGACUGUUCUUGCAGAAUUGAGUAGCAAGCACACUAAUUAUGCAUAAAACAACUCAUAAAAAAUAAAGUAUGAGGACUAAUACUUUUUAAAACAA